GUGAUGCUGUUGUUCCACGUAAAGGAAAAAUGGCUGGUCUAAAAAUAUUCCACCGAUUUCAUUUUUCCAAUUCCUUGAAAAGAAUGUCUGUUAUUGCUGGAUUCAAUCCACCUGGAUCAUCUGAUACUUCGUAUAUAGCUGCAGUUAAAGGAGCUCCUGAAAUCUUAAAACCAAUGUUUUCUGAAGUUCCUUCAAACUAUGAUGACACAUAUACUGAGAUGUCUAGACGAGGUGCUCGUAUAUUAGCUUUAGGUCGAAGAGAUUUGGGUAUUUUAUCUCAUCAAGAGGUUCGUGCACUAACUAGAGAUGAUAUUGAAAAGAAACUAACAUUUGUGGGCUUUGUUAUAAUCUCUUGUCCUCUGAAAUCUGACUCAAAAGCUGUUAUUAAGGAAAUUCAGGCAGCUAGUCAUCAUGUCAUGAUGAUUACUGGUGAUGCCCCACUUACAGCUUGUCAUGUUGCAAGAGAACUUAAUUUUACAAGUCAUAGUAAAACUUUAAUUUUUACACCUCCUUCUAAGCAAGGUGGGAAUUGGAAUUGGAUAGCAAUUGAUGAAAGUGUAACUUUGCCAGAUGUGCCACAGAAAGGUGCAUUCCAGCUGUAUACUAAAUAUGAUCUUUGUCUUACUGGUGAGGGUAUGACUUAUCUAGCAUCUAAAAAUCAUGAGUUUUUGAGAUCGAUAUUGCCACACGUUCGUAUUUUUGCCAGAGUUGCUCCUAAACAGAAGGAAAAUGUCAUAACAGAAUUGAAAAGUCUGGGUUGGAUAACUUUAAUGUGUGGAGAUGGGACAAAUGAUGUUGGUGCUUUGAAACAUGCUCAUAUAGGUGUGGCUAUAUUAUCUGGGGUUCCAGAAAGACCCCCUUUGAAACCAAAGCGACUGAAAGAGGAAGAUUUGUCUGAUAAAGAUGUGGCAAAUAAUGCUGUUAUAUCCAAACUUGAGGCUAUGGCUUCGAAAGGAAAGGUUUCAAGAAGAUCAGAAGGGAAAAAUAAAGUAUCUAAGGCUGAUAGUUUUGCUGAAACUCAGAAAAAAUUGCAGAAACUUUUAAAAGAAAUGGAAGAGCACGAUCCAGCUCAGAUAGUUAAACUAGGAGAUGCUAGCAUAGCUGCUCCUUUUACAUCUAAACUAUCGUCUAUACAAUGCAUUUGCCAUAUUAUUAAGCAAGGUCGUUGCACCCUUGUUACUACUCUGCAGAUGUUCAAAAUCCUAGCUCUAAAUGCCUUGAUUUUAGCAUAUUGUCAGAGUGUUUUGUAUUUAGAUGGAAUUAAAUUUAGUGACACUCAAGCAACACUACAAGGAUUAUUGCUGGCUGGAUGCUUCUUAUUUAUAUCAAGGUCUAAGCCUUUGAAAACGCUGUCCAAGGAACGACCUCUUCCAAAUAUUUUUAAUGUGUACACAAUUCUAACAGUUCUUCUACAAUUUAUUGUGCAUUUUAGCUGUUUAGUUUUUCUUGUGCAAGAAGCAACUUCUAGGUCACCACCAAGAACUGAAAAAUUUGCUGAUUUGGAUGCAGAGUUCAAGCCAUCUUUACUCAAUAGCACUGUGUAUAUAAUAUCGAUGGCAUUGCAACUGUCUACAUUUGCUAUAAAUUACAGGGGUCAUCCAUUUAUGGAAAGCUUGUCAGAAAAUAAACCAUUAUUGUAUAGUAUAGUAAUAUCAAGCACUGCAAUUCUUAUGCUAGUGACUGGUUUGUCACCUGAUUUAGCCAAUGUUUUUUCCAUUGUUGACUUUCCGUAUGAGUUUCAAAAUGUUGUAUUACUGACGCUGUUUUCGGAUUUCUUCUUCUCUUUCCUGGUGGAUCGCACAUGUUUAUUUUUAUGUGGUAGGGGGAAACUUCGAACUCUUUGACCAUAAUUUUCUGUUAGCAUCUCUUGUUGAAUUUCAUGUGAGUUGUGAAAGAACUGAAUGAUAGAUAUUAAUCCAGACCUUGUUAUAGAGGAUGGAUUUAAAUUGUUUUGUGACAUGAAAAUGCAUUUAGGUUUUGUCUUCAGAUAGUCUUGGAAACUUACACUGAAGAAAUUUUAUUUAUUUUCAUCGGGAUUGCUGUUACUCAAAAAGCAUUCCAUGUGUUUCAAGUUUUGUUUUUAAUCAUGAAAGAAAAAAAAAAAAAAAAAACUAAUUAUAGUUCAUUAUUUAAGGAAAAAAGUGGCCUCAUUUGAAAACUCUAGAGAAGGAUUUUUAUCUAUUUAAAGAUCUUAAAUUCAAUAUUUUGUCACAAGAAUAUACUAGUAACUAUUUAUAUAUGUGUGUAUAUAUAUAUAUUGCUGUAUGUGCAUGCAUGUAGAAAAAAUAUAUAUAUAUCUGUAUAUGCAUGUAAACACACACAUGUUGCAAUGAUAAUAAAUUUAGGAAAAGAAAGUAUGAAAGAAUGUAGUAAUCUAUCAAAAUCUUUUAAGUAAUAUAUCAAAAUAAUUCUAAGAUUAAUAUGUAUGUUUUUACAAAUAUAUAAAGCUUUAAAUAUGUGUGUACAAAUUUCAUACGCAUAUUGAGCUAGAUUUUUCUGAUAAAUUCCAUAAAUUUCGAAUUUGAUAAACAUUUCAUCUCUACCUUUAAAAAUCUGUUAGAUUUUGACCACAGAAUAAAUAGUAUUAUUUGAAAUAAACAGAAGCGAAAUUUCCUUUUGUAGCCAUAUAGUUAAGCAGUUUUCCUUAUACAGCUCUCUCUUGUAGGAUUCUGUGAUUUAAAAAUUAAUCAGUCUUAUUAAUUUAUUUCUAAGAAAUACAGAUAAAUCAUUAUAAUGUAAUUUUGUACUUAAUAUAAUUAAAAGAAUUAUUGUGUUUAAAAUAACGUGGACUUCUACUGUUGUCUUUUAUAACGUUUGUUUUGAGGUUUAUUUUCUCAAUUUAUAUAAAAAUGCUCAAGCCAUUAUAUAAAUACAGUACAAAGUCCGUAAUCCGGACUCGUCGGGACUUCGGCGAUUCUGGAUUAGGGGUUUUUCCAGAUUAUAGAUUAUCAA
Molecule: messenger RNA, 2952 nt
Organism: Stegodyphus dumicola
Lineage: Eukaryota; Metazoa; Arthropoda; Arachnida; Araneae; Eresidae
Product: endoplasmic reticulum transmembrane helix translocase
Biological process (GO): transmembrane transport; intracellular calcium ion homeostasis
Cellular component (GO): endoplasmic reticulum membrane
Molecular function (GO): P-type ion transporter activity; ATP binding; ATP hydrolysis activity
Source: RefSeq, a predicted model, not a curated record